This is a messenger RNA of Triticum aestivum (bread wheat), 1684 nucleotides long. RefSeq names its product UDP-glycosyltransferase 83A1-like. The transcript is spliced from 2 exons. Bases 1 to 1470 code for a protein of 489 amino acids. Lineage: Eukaryota; Viridiplantae; Streptophyta; Magnoliopsida; Poales; Poaceae. Gene Ontology annotation, molecular function: quercetin 7-O-glucosyltransferase activity; quercetin 3-O-glucosyltransferase activity. The record is from RefSeq and is a predicted model, not a curated record.
AUGGCGUGUCCACCGCACGCGAUCGUCAUCCCCUACCCAGCGCAGGGGCACGUCAUCCCGCUCAUGGAGGUCGCGCACGCGCUGGCCGACAGGGGCUUCAACGUCACCUUCGUCAACACCGAGUUCAACCACGCCCGUGUCGUCGCCUCCAUGUCCAACGGCGCCGGCAGCGGGCUGGGCCGGAUCCGGCUCGUGGAGGUGCCGGACGGCAUGGCCCCCAGGGAGGACCGGAACCAGCUGGUGAGGCUUACCAUACUCAUGGCAGAGUUCAUGGCGCCGCGGGUGGAGGAGCUCAUUCUCCGGAGCGGCGAGGACGGCGCGUGCCCGGGCAAGAUCACGUGCAUGGUGACGGACUACAACGUCGGGUAUUGGGCGGUUGACAUUGCGCGGAGGACCGGGAUCCGGGUGGGGGCCGUUUGGCCGGCGUCGGCUGCCGUCAUGGUCACCUUGCUCAGCUUUCCCAAGCUGAUCGAGGACAACAUCAUCGAUGCGGAAGAUGGGUCUACAGUGGGCGAGGGAACAUUCCAGCUGAGCCCCGACAUGCCUCUCAUGCACAGCGCCCACCUCGCAUGGAACUGCAUCGGCGACCACGACCAGCAGGCCACCCUCUACCGGCUCCUUUGUGACGGCGUCCGCGCAAUGGAGCAGUGCGACUUCGUCAUCUGCAACUCCUUCCAGGACGCGGAGCCGGCGUCUUUCAAACUCUUCCCCAACGUCCUCCCCGUUGGCCCGCUCCUCACCGGCGAGCGCAGCGGCAAGGCCGUGGGCCACUUCUGGCAGCCGGAGGACGACGAGUGCAUGUCCUGGCUCGACACGCAGCCAGAGAGAUCCGUAGUGUACGUCGCCUUCGGCAGCUUCACCAUGUUCCACCGGCGCCAAUUCGAGGAGCUCGCGCUGGGCCUAGAGCUCUCCGGCAGGCCAUUCCUGUGGGUCGUGCGCCCGGACAUCGGCCACGGAGCGGUGCACGACUACCCGGAAGGCUACCUGGACCGGGUGUGCGGCCCCGGUGGCCAGGGCAAGCUCGUCUCCUGGUCACCGCAGCAGCGCGUGCUGGCGCACCCGGCGGUGGCGUGCUUCGUGUCGCACUGCGGGUGGAACUCCACCAUGGAGGGCGUCCGGAACGGCGUGCCUUUCCUCGCCUGGCCCUACUUCGCCGACCAGUUCGUGAACCAGGUGUACAUCUCCGACGUGUGGAAGGUCGGCCUCAAGGCCGUCGCCGACGAGUCGGGGGUCAUAACCAAGGAGCACAUCGCUGGCAGGGUGGAGGAGCUGAUGGGGGACGCCGGCAUGAGGGAGAGGGUGGAGGCCAUGAAGAAGGGCGCACACGAGAGCAUUCAGGAAGGCGGCUCCUCGCAUGGAAACUUCGAUGCUUUUGCGGAGGCCAUGAAGAAUGCGGCGCCUGAGAGCGUUCAGGACGGGGGCUCCUCACAUGGAAACUUCCAUACUCUUGCAGACGGCAUGAAGGCAUGAUCAUCUGCUGCUUGAGUGUACGUGUGGUAGUGUGUGCAAUUUUGCAUUCCCACACAGAAUAAAAAGUUCGACUAUCACCAUUUGCCUUUAUAUUUGCCGCUUUUCUGUUUGCGAGUAACUUCUGGACGGAGGAAGUAUACUCUCUCCGUCCCGAAUUACUUAUCGAUAGAAAUAGAUAUAUCUAGAACUAAAACAAAUCUUACAAAAAGUUACA